Arachis stenosperma is the source of this 2015-nucleotide messenger RNA. RefSeq lists its product as uncharacterized. The record is from RefSeq and is a predicted model, not a curated record. The transcript is spliced from 7 exons. Lineage: Eukaryota; Viridiplantae; Streptophyta; Magnoliopsida; Fabales; Fabaceae. Bases 326 to 1774 code for a protein of 482 amino acids.
GGUGGGCCAAAUCCAAGACUCGAAGAUGAGUUGGAUCCGUAAAUAACAACGCUUGGAUGCACGUUAACGUCUCAAUCAAACGAUCUCAACCGUCCACGUAUCACGUUACGGUCCCUCCUCGCAUUCCUCUUCCUCCUCCACCUCGUCCACCUCCUCCUCUUCCAUUGUCAGUAACUAAAAUGAUCCGCGAAUGUGAUGUAACUUGGAAAGUUAACGAAACAAGCACCAUUUUGUUUCCAUCCCCCAACUACCACCAACAGCGAUCCAUUUCCAAGCUCAUAUCCACUUUUCACUUUUCAGAGACAUUGACUUGACAUCGAUUUACAUGGGAGAGAGGGUGGAAGGUUCUAAUUUGAGCGUGACUGCUAAACCGAACAAUGCUAUCAGUGAGAAGAAAACUUACAAAAAGCCUCUGGUGUCAUCUCGCCCCAAAGAUUUUGAACACAGAAAUACUGAACACCUUCUUUCUUUGACCCGUGAUGGAUUUGGAAGCAGCCCUGUAGGCCGUCUCACAUUUUUUCUAAUCAAAGUUGCGGCACUAGAGGCCGUAAGAAGGGUAUCCAAGAGUAGAUGUCCAUGUGUAUGGCGAGGUUUACAGGGUCUACAAAUCCUUGUCUAUCCACCAUUUAAUUGGAUUCAGAGAUGGUCACCCUUCAAGGGUUUGGUCAGAAGUAUGCAGGUACUAUCAAGACCAUUAUUAGUCCUUUCCAUUGCAACUGUUUUUACAGACGAAUCACAAUGUAGUGAUGGGACACCAGAGUAUAUUACUGAUCCCCAUGAUUCAGAAGCAUCUGCAGAUCUGUCUUCAGUCCCAGCCAAUUCAAAUAUAGGUCAUAGCGAGAGCGAUCCUGAAGUUUUAGAAUAUGAGAAAUGGUUGACUCAGCUCAAGCAAGAGUUGGAAAUUCAAGGGAUUAGUUUGCCAGAAAGAGUCGAUGACGAUGAGCUCCACAGAUUUUACUCGGCUUGUAAUAAUGACGUUUCAAGCUUCUUUACAGCAAUCAAGAAGACAAUUCAAUGGCGGGGGAGUUACAAAAUUUUGUCAGAAGAAGAGCUAGAGAGUUGGUCAAGUUUGGUGUUCUGGCAUGGGUUUGAUGUGAUGCAAAGACCUUGCCUUAUUGUAAGGCUUGGCCUAGCUUGUAGAUCAUUGGUGUCUCGUGAUAGACCUCAAUUUGCUCAGGCAGUUAUAUCACAGGUUGAAUAUGGAGUCUUGCACUUGGUCAGUGCGGACAACCCUCAGAUUACAGUAUUGGUGGACUGUGAAGGGCUAUCUCCGUUGAGAAUUCCCAUGAAAACCUUGAGAUCUUGUUCUUCCCUUCUGCAAGAUCACUUUCCUAAUCGACUUGGUGGUUUGUUUGUCAUACGACUACCAUCUGUCGUUCGAGUCAUUGCCCAGACAUUUAUUUCGGUUUUAAAGUCAACUACCAGGAAAAAGUUGAAAAUAGGAGAGAUUCAUCAGAAAUUUCUUCGGGAUAAUCUGCCGACACUACCAGCAUACCUUGGAGGGUCCUGCACUUGCAUUGUAUGUUGUAGAAUUGGCAAGAGGAAUGUGCUCCAACCUGGUGCAACUGGAACCAGCAGCAUACAUAGGGAGAUAAAUAUCAGUGACAAUGAGGAUUCUUCAUCACUGCAUUCAUCAUCCAAUAGUGACUUGGAUGAGCAGCAGAACAAUAAAUAUGACCAGUUGUUGAAAACAGCCAUCAUAAGCAUUCUAGUAUUUUGGGUUUUGGUAGCUAUUUCUGCUGGAAUAUACACUCCUGAAAAUCGUUUGGUCUAAAUUGCCUUCAUUCAUCUAGGUGAAUAAAAUCUUUAGAGAACCAAGUGUUUUUUGAAAUAAAAGGUGGAGUCUUCAGAUAGAAAUAUCUCCAAUUAAGCUUGUACUAGUUCCUUAUAUAACACAUUUUUGUGUUUUUUCUUUUAGAAUAAUAUCAAAGGUUCCACGUUAUAGUAGAAAAAUGGAUUCUUUGUUUUCACUGGUGAAAAGGAUUUUGAAUAUACUAGAUUGCAUUAAGGUGUUA